Molecule: messenger RNA, 1737 nt
Organism: Verticillium nonalfalfae
Lineage: Eukaryota; Fungi; Ascomycota; Sordariomycetes; Glomerellales; Plectosphaerellaceae
Exons: 3
Coding region: 1-1737 (578 amino acids)
Source: RefSeq, a predicted model, not a curated record
AUGGUUUCCUCGCGCUUCAUUGGCGUGUCGUUCCGCCGAGGGAUCCGCCGGGUCCCUAUUGACGACAAGGGUAUGCAGCGAUAUGCUCGAGUCGAGUACAUGGCCCUAUUCAUCGCCGAGCCGGCGCUUGAGCGCCUCGACCCCCCGCGCCAUAUGCGCCUCGUCCCCGUCACCGGCAGCGAAACGACCUCCUCCGACCCCGACAUGGUCGGCUGGAAUGGCCUCCCUGCCGAGCUCAAAGCCCUGACCCUCAGCUUUGCCAUCGCCGCGGCGCAGCAGAAACCAAAGGCCCACCACCUCGCCUCCUACGCCGUCGUCUGCAGAGACUGGCAGGACGCCGUCGAGCCCGCCAACUUUGCCUCGCUGCGCGUCACCGCCGGCGACCUCGCCGAUUUCGUCAGCCUCGUCGUCGGCCCGCGUCGACGCUACCUGAAGCACCUGCUGCUGGGCAUCGAGCUGCCCAAGUACAACAAGAAAAAGGCCAGGGUGCCCGAGACGGAUGACGAGCAGACCGACAACGACAUUGCUUUCAGCACCACCAUCCUCAGCUUGUUCCACGAGCUCGCCGCCUGGAAGGCCGAGGAGAGCCAUGGGCUCGAGGUCGAGCUGUGCGCGCGCUCGCCGAGCGACACGCUGGCCAUGUCAGGCGCCGCCGGCAUCACGGAGGAGGGCGAGUCGCGGUACUUCGACUCGCACCUCGACUUCUCCUUCAUCGACACGGGCUGGAUCGGCCAGCACGGCCUGCCGAGCGUCGACGUCAUCACCAAGCUCUCCAUCCUCCGCCGGUGCUGGCGCAACAUUGAUUCCAUGGCCGUGCUCACCCUCGUGUCCAGUCUGCCGCGCCUGGCCGAGGUGCGGUAUGAGCCGUUUCAGCAGUUUGACGACGGCGCGCAAGAGGUGAUUGACAUGGAUCGCGCGAGGUUUCUCCCCUUUUGGCCCGAAACGAUCCGCCGCCUGAGCCUGUUCGAGCACUUUGACCACCCUGAAGACGAGCCGCAGCAACGCCUCGUCCUACACCCGGACGGUACUGUGAUCCCUGACGACGACGACGGCUUCGAGGACGAGGACGACCUCGACCCCGCCGGCGGCAACCCAGGCGACGCCGCGAGCCAGCACGACUCGGCCGAUGAGGGCGAGCCGCGCACGUGCGCCGCCCUCGCCAUCACCAUCGCCCGCCGCAGCCUCCAGCUCGAGGAGCUCGCCGUGUCCUUCAUGGCCGACGCGCGCCACUUCUUCCAGCCCUUCUUCGAGGUCCGCGCCGCGCGCACGCCCGAGCUCCUCCCCCACUGGCCCCGCCUCCGCUGGCUCACCCUCACCUCGUCCGCCAUCCACUACGACGAGGACCCGGACCAGCUCAACGCCCUCUUCCUCGCCGCCGCCCGCGCCGCCCGCCGCAUGCCCGCCCUGCGCGCCCUCGAGCUCUACAGCGUCUGCAAGCACAGCGGCGGCGUCUUCCGCUACGUCGUCCGCGGCGGCCACGCCACCCUCGCCUGGGAGGGCACCUGGGACUUUGUCCUCGGCGAGGGCGUCAAGCGCGCCUGGCGCGAGGUCGCCCGCGCCAACGCCGCCGCCGACCUGCACGUCGUCCCCGAGCUCACCCUGCCCCGCUAUGAGGGCAUGUUCAAGUUCAUCCACACCAACCUCUGGACGAGGGAGAUGGUCCUGCACGGCGUGUCGUCCCUCGAGGUCCUCAGGAACAAGGCCGUCCUGCCGCCUGCGCAGCUCAAGCUUAAGUAG